This is a messenger RNA of Nasonia vitripennis (jewel wasp), 3105 nucleotides long. RefSeq names its product paired box protein Pax-6 (gene toy). The transcript is spliced from 10 exons. Bases 839 to 2407 code for a protein of 522 amino acids. Gene Ontology annotation, molecular function: DNA-binding transcription factor activity, RNA polymerase II-specific; RNA polymerase II cis-regulatory region sequence-specific DNA binding. The record is from RefSeq and is a predicted model, not a curated record. Gene Ontology annotation, biological process: anatomical structure development; regulation of transcription by RNA polymerase II. Lineage: Eukaryota; Metazoa; Arthropoda; Insecta; Hymenoptera; Pteromalidae.
GUGCGUAGGGAGAGAUGCUCUCGGAUCUGGCAGGCAGCAGGGCUCGAAGCCAGGCAAGCUUGAGCAGACUCCGCUGGUCAAUCGGGCGCCGCGCACCGCAGAGCAACAGAGCGACGAGGCGACGCGUCACUGCACUCCGCUGCUCGCACCACACGUGCUCUCUCUCUCUCUCUCUCUCUCUCUUUCUCUCACUCUCUCUCUCGCUCGCUCGUGCAUCGCUGCACCGCAUACCGCUGCUGCAGUGUAACUCCUCUGCUGCCGCUGCUGCUGCGCGCGCGCGCGCUUUUUCUUCAAACACCGAGAGACGGCGGCUUUCCGGCUCAACCGGCCGCGACGGAUAUCCACUGCUUCACGAUUCAGCGGUCACGCGUCGCGCCUCUUCUCCUGCGACUUCGCGCCUCAUCGCGGCCGCGGGGACUUCUGCGAGCUGACUUGUGUUGAGUGUUUUUUUUAUAACAGUGCGGCCAGUGCGAGAAAAUUGUAAGGACAGACGAGCCUCGCCGAAGCGGAGGCUGAGGGAACGACGUCCGGGAGGACAAGGACGAGGGACUUGGCUGGAUCUCCCUCGUCGCCGUCAAGCAGCGGUUAGUGCUUUCAGCUGGUGACAGGAUCCGGCCUGACCACGGCCAUUCUCGACACGCAUUGUGUUAGCGUGGCCGGCGGUGGCGGCGGCGGCGGAGUCGCCGGAGGUGAUUCGGGUCCUUCGGACUACCCGCCGAGCGCUGCUGCAGCGCGGAGCAGGGAGGCGGCGGCGGCGGCGCUGCACGCGGCAAGGACCCUGUUGGGCGCGGGGGUGGCUAACCCUUGCUCGCCCACCCCCGAGCCGCCCUUCUGGAAGAUGCCCCACAAAGAAGAAGACCUGAUGCACGGCGGGGGCCUUGGGGGUGGCUCGAUGGUGGGACAGAACUCGAUAUUCGGCUGUUCCGCUGCGGGUCACAGUGGCGUCAACCAGCUCGGCGGCGUCUACGUGAACGGCAGGCCACUGCCCGAUUCCACCAGGCAGAAGAUCGUCGAGCUUGCGCACAGCGGCGCUCGACCCUGCGACAUAUCGCGCAUACUCCAGGUCAGCAACGGCUGCGUCUCCAAGAUCCUCGGCAGGUACUACGAGACUGGCUCAAUAAAGCCUCGUGCAAUUGGCGGUAGCAAGCCACGCGUCGCCACGACUCCGGUUGUUAAUAAGAUAGCGGAUUACAAGCGCGAGUGCCCGUCGAUCUUCGCCUGGGAGAUUCGCGACCGGUUACUGCAGGAGGGCGUUUGCAAUAACGACAACAUACCCAGCGUCUCGUCGAUCAAUAGGGUGCUGCGCAACCUGGCCUCGCAGAAGGAGCAGCAAGCCGCGGCGGUCCAGGCCCACCAGGGCGCCGAGAGCGUCUACGACAAGCUGCGCAUGUUCAACGGCCAGGCCGCCGGCUGGCCGCACGCCUGGUACUCGGCUACGCCCUCGCACCACUCGCUGGCCACCGGCAUACCCGGUGCGGCGACUCCGGGCUCUGGACAGUCCCUGCUGCCGGGCACGCAGCUCCACGGACGCGACGACUCGCUCCUCAAGCGCACAGACACCGGAUCGCUCUUGUCGCACCAACAGGAGACAACGUCCGACGGAAACUCGGAGCACAAUUCAUCGGGCGACGAAGACUCGCAAGUUCGACUGAGGCUAAAACGGAAGCUCCAGCGCAAUCGAACCUCCUUCUCCAACGAGCAGAUCGACAGUCUCGAGAAAGAAUUCGAGCGGACGCAUUACCCAGACGUGUUUGCACGGGAACGCCUCGCCGAGAAGAUUGGAUUGCCUGAGGCACGUAUCCAGGUGUGGUUCAGCAAUCGCCGAGCCAAGUGGCGCCGGGAGGAGAAGCUGCGCAACCAAAGAAGAGCAGCCGUCGACCAGGUGGUGGGCGGCGCGAGCAACGGCAACGCUGGCGGUGGAAGCGGCAACGCGAACUCCGGGCCACCAGCCGCGACACCCGCCACCCCCAGGAUACCGCUCAACGCCGGCUUCAACGCCAUGUACUCCUCGAUACCGCAGCCCAUCGCUACUAUGCCCGACACUUACAGCUCGAUGACGAGCAGUCUGGGCGGCUCGAUGGGCGGCAGUUGUCUGCAGCAGCGGGCCGAUGGUUACCCUGCCUACGUGUUCCACGAGCCUCUGCACUCGCUCACGCAGUCAUACUCUCACGCGGCGCAUCAGUCGGCCGCGGCGCAUUCGCAGCCCCACCGCGGCAUCCCGGGCGGUUCCCACGGACCGGGUACCCCCACCACCGCUGGUGGUCAGCCCGCGGGGCCCGGCUCUGCGCCCUAUCAGCCGACUACCUCCUCUGCCACCGGCGUAAUAUCGGCAGGAGUGUCGGUCCCGGUCCAGAUCCCGUCGCAGACCCCGGACUUGGCGGGCAACUACUGGCCGCGGCUUCAGUGAUCCCAGCUAUUCGGGUUCUCGCCGGCGAGUCUACUCGUCGGCCAGGAGAGCCCGCCUCCGCCACCGCCGCCGCCACCACCGCCGGCCUCCUCGUCGCCGAGCAGUAGACUACUGGCGCCCAUUGGCAUCCAUCAGUCGUCGCCGGGCUCACACCCGGUCGCGAGCGGUGCCACGACUCCCGACAACGGCACACCGCUGCACAACAACUCCGACGCCAGUGAGUGAGCUCAGAAUGCAUCGGAUGUUUAAAAAGCGCGCGUUAUCAUUAUCAUUAUUAUCGUCAUACGUGUCUCGUGAAAGGUGCUUUCUAUUGAAUAUUAAUAUAUAUAUACGUCUGCGUCUGCGGUACGUGCGUAUACGCGUUGUUUUCUUCCGUUUCCGUAGGCACACGAGCGACGUUUCUUCUGAUUAGGAUUUUUCGCAGAGUGUGAUAGGGUUGUAGACAGGCGCGUAAAGUAUUAUUACAGUUUGUUCUCUCUUGUUUUUUUAAAGAAAAUCAUCGCAAUCAUGAAGUUUCGCUUCGCGCAGGUUUAGUUCCGAAUUUUGUUGAUAGUAUUGUCCAUAUUUUAUUUUAUUAUUCCUAUACAAUGUACGAUUAUCUCCUAUAAGUUCGUUUGUAAGCACUCUCUUAUGUACAAAAUUGAUCCUAUACUUUGUUAAACAUGACGAAUAAAAAAUACACGUUUUAUUUAAAACAA